Molecule: messenger RNA, 1988 nt
Organism: Hydractinia symbiolongicarpus
Lineage: Eukaryota; Metazoa; Cnidaria; Hydrozoa; Anthoathecata; Hydractiniidae
Product: protein phosphatase 1A-like
Exons: 6
Coding region: 128-1441 (437 amino acids)
Biological process (GO): protein dephosphorylation
Molecular function (GO): protein serine/threonine phosphatase activity; magnesium ion binding; manganese ion binding
Source: RefSeq, a predicted model, not a curated record
CAAUGACGUCAUUGUUAAUUUUCUUUCAAAAUGGCGUGUUAGCAGGAACGCUUCGAGGGAAAACCUGCAAGAAAUGUUCAAAAAGUUCUGACUGCGCCUUCGCUCUCUUUUGAGCUUUAAUCAAAACAUGGGUGUCUUUCUUGAUAAGCCUAAAAAGGAGAAGGAAUCAGAAUCAGGCGAAGGUAAUGGGCUUCGUUUUGCAAUGUGUGCAAUGCAAGGAUGGCGUGUGGAAAUGGAAGAUGCACAUGCAAUCAGGAUGGAACUUCAUCCUACUUUGAAAAACUGCUCGUAUUUUGCAGUAUUUGAUGGUCACGCAGGAGAUUUUGUUAGUAAGUACUCCUCAGAAAAUUUAAUAGAAACAAUUUUAGAGUUAUGGACAGCUUCAGGAGGAGGGUCAAACUCUUCAUGUGAAAAGACAGCAGAAAACAAAGACAAAAAUUCUGACAUUUGUAAUGCACAUCUAACAGAAUCUGUUGAAGUUGAUAAAUUCAGACAAAAUGUUAUAGAGGGUUUUUUAAAAAUUGAUAGUAAAAUGAGAGAAUUACCUAAGUUUCUGUCUGGAGAAGAAAGAAGUGGAACAACAGCUGUUGCCUCUUUUGUCACACCAAAUAAAAUAAUAUUUGCAAAUUGUGGAGACUCUAGAGCUCUUCUUUGCAGCAAUAAAGAAGUCAAAUUUGCAACAUAUGAUCAUAAACCAUACAAUGAAGAGGAGAGGAAAAGAAUAGAAAAUGCAGGUGGAAGUGUAAUGAUUCAGCGUGUGAAUGGAUCUUUGGCUGUUUCAAGAGCUCUAGGCGAUUAUGAUUAUAAAAAUGUGAGUGGCCUAUCUCCAACGGAACAGCUUGUGUCAGCCGAGCCUGAUCUAACUGUUAUCGAAAGAUCUGAAAAAGAUGAAUUUUUAAUUCUUGCUUGUGAUGGUGUUUGGGAUGUAAUGAGCAAUGAAGAAGUGGUGACAUAUAUUCAUUCAAGAUUAGUCAUUCAUCAGGAUUUGCAACGAGUGUGUGAAGAACUUUUAGAGACCUGCCUUGCCAAGGGAAGUCGUGAUAACAUGAGUGUUAUUCUAAUAACCUUUCCAUCUGCACCACAAGUUGCUAAUGACGCUGUUGAAAAGGAGGCUGUAUUAAAUGGAUUAAUCAAAGAAAAUGUGAAAGCUAUUGUGGAAAGUCAAGGUGAGACUACCACCCUGAGUCGAGUUAUUGAUGAACUGCAGUCAGCUGAACUUGAGGGUCUACCCCCUGGUGGUGGUUUGUAUUCAAAACUUUGUUUGAUCGAAGCAACGUUGGACGAGUUGAUGCCUAACAGAAGUAAAGAAGAAGGUCGUGGAGUAUUAAACUCAUUACCAGUCCCUUUAAGCGUGCUUCGACAAAUGGGUGGCGAGGCAGCUGAGCUGCAAGGUCAACAAGGAGAUAUGUAUUUUCCUGAAGAGGGAGAAGGAGAAAUUUGAACCAAUCCUGCUGCUUUCCGGUUUCAAUAUAAAAUACACUUUUUUUUCAAGAAUUUAUUUUCAAUAAAAAAUAAUAAUUUGGAUGUUUUUCUUUUGUUUUAUUGUUGUGGAAAACAAAAGGCUAACAUUCCGUAAGUUCUGAAAUAGAGUUGUUUUUUUGGUAUGAAAUUAACCUGUACUUUGUCUUUGUUGGUUUUUCUCGCUACCAGUUAAAAAACGAAAUACAGUUAUAUGGAGACAAAUAAACCUUAAAAUUUCUUUUCUACUAAAGUAAAUGAAAAUACAGAAAUUUUAUUCAAACAGGCGUUCUAAUUUCUUAUUUUUGCCUUAGCAAACUAGUGGACAUAAAAGCUAUUUUAUAUGUUGAAAAUUAACGAUUUUACAGAGUGAUUGUUAACUUGGUUGAGAACAAGAUAUGUUCCAAUAUGUAUGGUGUUGUAUUCGGUUGGCGUUUGUCGUUUUUUUAGAAAACACGUUUAACGUUCCAUUUAAUCUUAGUUAUCGUGUACAUUUUACCUAAUGAAAAUAUUGAUUCACUUUGGAAUGA